This is a messenger RNA of Mycotypha africana, 480 nucleotides long. RefSeq lists its product as uncharacterized. The record is from RefSeq and is a predicted model, not a curated record. The annotation marks the transcript as partial. The transcript has a single exon. Lineage: Eukaryota; Fungi; Mucoromycota; Mucoromycetes; Mucorales; Mycotyphaceae.
CUGCAAUAUAAUUCUUCCAAAAAAGGAAAUAUUCUCCAGCGUGAAAACGGGAAAGCUUAUGGGAAAGUCCUUCAGAUAAAGUGUAAUUCCUGAUAUGAUAUCAUCUAAUAGAGCUAUCGUAUAAAUUAAUUAUGCCUAAUCAAACUUUUUAACUAAUGGUCAGGUGUACGAGUGUGUAAAUGUGUGCUAUCCGUUCCAAGAUCGAUGUUCAGCUGCCCGUUUUCAGGGUGUCGCGUGUGCCGCGCAGUCUCCCUCUUUCCGCUUUGGAUUUUCUUGAUCCGCUCUUUGCACUGUUGUAAGAAAAAUCGGGAGUUUCGGCACAGAAGGUUCUUCACCGUUCCCGGUCAACAAAAGUGGCUUAGCCACGAAAGGUUCAUUGCAAACAAAAAAAAUUUUUCCUCACCACCUGGUCCGGGCAAUAGUAAUAAUUAUUAUUGGUGCCUAGAAGGAUUUCCUUUCUUUUCUGUUUCUCUUCCUUUG